This is a messenger RNA of Colletes gigas, 885 nucleotides long. RefSeq lists its product as uncharacterized. Gene Ontology annotation, molecular function: nucleic acid binding. The record is from RefSeq and is a predicted model, not a curated record. Bases 1 to 885 code for a protein of 294 amino acids. The transcript has a single exon. NCBI's taxonomy places the organism in Eukaryota, Metazoa, Arthropoda, Insecta, Hymenoptera, Colletidae.
AUGGGUCGUCGCGACGACCAACAGGAGGCUUACGGUGUGAUUAGCUUCAGGUACCUCGGGGUCGCUACGCCCCGUACUGCGGCCGACGAUUGCCGGGCACAGCCCCUGAGGGGAAACACCUUGAGCUUUAGCAAAUGCUGGCAAAGCAACGAAAUUAUUGGCAUUUCAAAAAAUAACAGCUCUUCACACCGUCUAGUCAUUGUGCAUGCAGGAGGAGAAAAUGGAUUCAUUAAUGGGGCCGAAUUAAUUUAUAAGCCGACUUCAACAGUAGGAGACUAUCACGGGCAAAUGGAUGCGGAGAAAUUUGAAAAGUGGAUAGUGGAAAAAUUAUUACCUAAUAUUCCACAAAGUUCAGUUGUUGUUAUGGAUAACGCUCCAUACCACUCAACCCAGAUAAAUAAGCCACCAACAAAAUCGUCCACCAAAGCUGCUAUGGUGAAGUGGUUAACCGAAAACAACAUAACAUUCUCUUUUACUAUGAGAAAAUUUCAAUUAUUUGAUUUAGUCGAAAAAAGUAAACCUCAGAAAAGUUUCAAAAUUGAUCAAAUUAUGAGGCUACAUGGACAUAACAUUUUGCGCUUACCGCCCUACAACUGCGAUCUAAAUCCUAUUGAAUUGAUAUGGGCUGAAUUAAAAAGAAAAUUGAGAGAAAGAAAUAUUUCAACAUACACAAAAGAUGAAUUAGAGACUUAUACCUCAGAAGCAAUUAGAGGAAUUAGCGUUACUCAUUGGAGCAAUUGCUGUAAGCAUAUCGAAAAAUUAGAAAACGAAUAUUGGGAGAAAGAUGGAUUGUUAGAAGAUAUAAUGGAAUCAAUGGGUCUGAUUACAACAGACGAAGAAACUGAUGCUGAAUCGGAAUGCAGCACAAGUUCAAAUAAUGAAUAA